AUGGCUUCUUCCUCGUCUGUACUCGUGACUUCUGGAUCCUUUCCGAAACCGGGCGAUUCUAUUCAGGCCGUGGAGUGUCCUUCAUACCAGUCAAUCCAACAAUCAAUGGGUGUUCUCACCCCUCCGACCACACCCGAAAAGGAUGACGUUGAAAGAAAGAGGUUUUCAGUCAGCAUCGACAGCAAAAGACUACUAGAGCAUCCCACGGAGCAGUUGAAGACGAUGCUAGCAGUUGGCUCAGGACUAGGCGUCGACCCGACCGAGAUGGUUGGCAAGUGGAUUGAGAGCGGCGAGGAUAUUGGACCCUUAUCACAUGUUCCAGAAACAGCGCUACCGUAUGGGAAAGAGUAUCAACUGAAUGAUGAGCUUGGCCAUGGAGCCUGGAGCACGGUAUACAGUGCUAGUGAGGGAAGUGAUAUCAAUCAGAGAAAAUGCUCGACGCUCCUUACGCCACCUGCCACGCCCGAGAAGCAGUCGGCGAGCUUUGCGUCAAGCCGCUUACUGGCUGUGAAAGUGCUCUCACGUCGGGACGGAAAACAGAUUUUGGAAAGGGAGGCACGAAUACUGACAUACCUACACUCGCAUUCUCGGUCCCGACACUACUUAGUUCCAUUCCAUGGCUUUGAUUUGGCGAAAACCUCCAUAAUCAUGACCGCUGUAACUCUCAAUCUAGAAGUGCAUGCCAAAGCCGCUGCUCACCAGUCAUUGACUACCGCAACGAUGUUCGACCCCGUAAUUGGCGCUUCUCAAUGGUCAGACUUGGCUUUGUCUCUUAUCAGUGGUCUUGCGUUCCUCAAGGACAAGGGUUGUGUACACGGUGAUAUCAAGCCAGCGAAUAUCCUUUUACGCGCAUCCGAGGAUCCGGAACGUUCGAGUCUGACGCCUUUUUACUGUGACUUUUCAUCCUCACAUGUCCUGGAUUCUUCUACUGGCCUCAAUGGCAACGAUGAGGUCAAUGCGAUCACAACAGACUACACCGCCCCCGAGCUUUUGCAGAUCCUGCAUCCUAGAAAUGGAAUGGAUGGUGGAGGGCGAGCCACUGCGACCUUCGCGUCCGAUGUUUUUGCAUUAGGCGUCACACUCAUCUUUGCUGCAGCCGGCGAAUCACCGUACGCGGGUGCAAGGUUGGAGGCGCAGAAGACUGCUAUGGUCCUGGAAGGACGACCAAUGGAUUUUGCGCGUGGCGGUCACCAAGCCAGCAGGAGUAUGGCAGGUAGGGCGGUCGACAGAGCUUUAAAGGGAGCCUUAGUGAGGGACAUCACAAAGAGAUACGUGGCAGAAGAAUGGGAGGAGGUGAUCAGAACAGUCACUCACCAAUGGAGAGAAAGUGGUUGGAAGCAGGGCGGGAAAUGA
Bacidia gigantensis is the source of this 1353-nucleotide messenger RNA. RefSeq lists its product as uncharacterized. The transcript has a single exon. The record is from RefSeq and is a predicted model, not a curated record. Gene Ontology annotation, biological process: protein phosphorylation. Gene Ontology annotation, molecular function: ATP binding; protein serine/threonine kinase activity. Gene Ontology annotation, cellular component: cytoplasm. The coding region runs from base 1 to 1353 and encodes 450 amino acids. Lineage: Eukaryota; Fungi; Ascomycota; Lecanoromycetes; Lecanorales; Ramalinaceae.